Molecule: messenger RNA, 5155 nt
Organism: Myripristis murdjan (pinecone soldierfish)
Lineage: Eukaryota; Metazoa; Chordata; Actinopteri; Holocentriformes; Holocentridae
Gene: nfil3-2
Product: nuclear factor, interleukin 3 regulated, member 2
Exons: 2
Coding region: 1122-3011 (629 amino acids)
Biological process (GO): circadian rhythm; regulation of DNA-templated transcription
Cellular component (GO): nucleus
Molecular function (GO): DNA-binding transcription factor activity; DNA binding
Source: RefSeq, a predicted model, not a curated record
CGAGAGAAACAAAAAACGUGACUAGGCACCCAAAGCGUCGUGUUAUGCAACAACUGACCUACUAACAUACAUUUUGAGACUCCGAGAGAGGGAGAGAGCUAGGGAAAUAGCGCUCGAGAGAGAGAGAGAGAGAGAGAGAGACAGAGAGAGAGAGAGAGAGAGAGAGAGAGAGAGAGAGAGAGAGAAGAACUGGAGCAAGUCACCAACAUAACAUGAGGGGCGAUCCGAAAUUAAGCGGCACUGUGUUCACACUCUCACACAUACCUGCACUAAUAGGAGAGCUGGUGAUUUGAAGGUGAGGGACAAAACGCAGCAGCUAUCUGAAGGCGGCGGACCGGCCCAUGCCCAAAGCGGAUUCUUUAACACAAACGAGGCUGUCAUUGCUUUCUGUGGAUUGUUAUUAUCAGAUGCAAAAGGCCUUUCAUCUCACAGUCAACUGAAGAGAGAGGAGAGACAGACAGAGAGAGAGAAAGAGACUGAGAGAGCAAGGCUCCCCAAGAGACUGACAAGCUGAGGUAGACGGACUGACCUACAUCCUGCUACUCGCCUGGAGAUGUAGGACACUUCUCCGCCAGCUCAGCUCAGUGCACUGCUUGCACACAAAACAUUUAAAAACAACAGCAAAAAAGGCAUUUGAGGAUUUCCCCCCAAAGAAAUUUGUUUCAUUCUCCAACUUUUAAGGAAUUGAAGUGUUGCUUCUCUGCAGAAACAAGAGCCUUCUGGUCCAAUUUACCUGAGAGACUUUGAGGAGCCGAGACACUGAACAGUGACCAAGGACCCCCCCAGUGGACAAAUGAGGGUUGCUAAUGCAGAGUUUCAGCUGUUCUUGAUCUUUUUGACUAAUUUGGACACUUGAGUAAUCCUAUCCUCUUGAGGCUGAACUGCAGUAAACAGACUGACUUCAAACUUAAAUACACCCAAUGAGUUUAAACCGUGAAGAAGCAAAAAACCCAGAAGAAUUUUUGACAGAUCCUGGUACUUAGGAAGCUAUCAGACUAAGAACUUUGAGAGAAAGCAAUCAAACACGCUUUAUCACCACCCCCUCCUUCCCCUUGACCUCUGACCUAAUUCCAUCCCCAGUUGCCCUGGCAAGAUUUCAAACUGGGUGCUGUUUGACAAGAAUGGAAAGUCUGACUUCAGCUCUUAAAACGUUAAACAAAAACUCAGGGAAUAACUUAAACUGCCUUGAGGCCUUCACAAGUUACGAAGAGUCUCUCCCCUCACCCCAAGGGACAACAGCUCGCCUAGGGCGUCUCAUUAAACCCAAACCCAAUAUGAGCUGUAGGCGAAAGCGCGAGUUCAUCUCUGAUGAGAAGAAGGAUGCCUCCUAUUGGGAGAAACGCCGCAAGAACAAUGAAGCCGCCAAACGCUCCCGGGAGAAGCGCCGUCUCAAUGACAUGGUUUUGGAGAACCGUGUCAUGGCCCUAAAUGAUGAAAAUGUGAGGCUCAAGACAGAACUGCUUCAACUGAAGCUGCGCUUUGGCCUUAUAAGCACCGCUUCCUACAUGGAGAAAAGCCAGCAGAUUGGUGGAGGAAGCAACACAGGGAAUGGGGGCUCCUCUACCUCCUCCUCGGCUACUCAUUAUUAUACCAGCGGUUACUCCAGCGGCUCUCAGGUGAUGAUGAACUCUGAUUCUUCUGAGACAGAGCAGUCAGGUCGCAGUGAAGGUCACAGGCAGCUGGUGAAAUACUCCCCACGUGGCUCCCUCUCUGACAUGUCUGAUGGCUCCUCCAGGGACAGUCCUGAGCCGCUUGGCUUUGAGAUCAAGCAGGAAGGUGAGAGGCUGGAGAUGGAAAUUGCCAAUGGCACCACCACCCAGAUCAUGUUCAACAUCCACCGCGGCCUGGCCUCUGUCCCCACUCACCACCAGAUUCAGCAACACUCUCAGGAGCUGGAAACUGCCUUCCACAGCCAACAGCAGCAGCAGCACCUUCACAAACAACAAUCUCAUCAGGAAUCUGUUACUGCUAUCAACACCAUCAACCAGCCCGCCCCACAUCCACCUGCUGCCCAGAGAAGUGUCAUUCUGUACCGCUCUAGCAGUGCCUCCUAUCCUGUGGAGUCCUUGUCUAGACCCCAGGAUAUGGAUCUGCAGGCAGCACAGAAGCAGAGUAACAGCAACGGCCUGACAUGCGCCAGCCGAAUGCCCCAGUCCAGGGAGAGCAUCCCGGUGAGCUCCACAGAGACACUGGCUGAGGUGACCAAACAGCUGGAGAGGAAGACAUUAGACUCCCCUCCAUAUGAGCUCUCAGACAGCCGUAGUGAGGCAGGGGAGAGACAAGUGUACAGAGAUUGUCAGCUUCCCCAGCAGCAGCAGCAAGAUAGUGGGUCUACGGCAGGUCUGGCUCCUGAGCUCAUGCACAAACAUGAUGAGGGUGCUCCCCAGUCCCACCUGUACCACCAUCUGCAGGAGCCUCAUCACUCAUACCUCAGUGCCCAAGAUGAGGAGCCACCUGUGCUGACCUACGAGGGCGGGCCCAGGAAUGAAGCUUACUACCAGGGCCUCUCCACCUCCUCCAGCAAGGACACCUCAUCCAGCGAUGGAGAUCCUCGCAGCUCUGACAAAGAGGCCUCCACCGAUGAUGACGAGUCCCCAUCCUCCUCCUGCUCUGACACUGGCAGUUACCACAACCAACAUCUGUCGGGCCUCCACCAGCGUGCCUCACCUCUGCCCUCCUCCCAUGGCUGCUCUCAGGCCCAGGGCAGGGAUCCCCAGGGGGAGGUGAAGGGCACAGCAUUACCCCACAAACUCAGACUCAAACACAGGGCCAUGAGCACCAGCGGGAGCAGUGGCAGUGGUUCCGGCCAGGAUUCCCCCACCACACCUCCAUCUGCCACGCUGCCCCCCCUGCCCCAGCAUCCCUACUUGGCCAUCGUACCACAACCGAACAUUAAGAGGGAGAGCCUGGGCCCGGUGGGGGUCUGUAAACAGGGAGCCUCAGGGGAGGGGACCAGGAAGGAGAAUGGGAAAAAGGACCAAGGUGGACGACGAAACAAGAGGCGAGACUAGGUGAUGUUCACUGUUAGAGCACACCAGAACAUGAAGCUUUCUCUGAUGCUCUAUAAAGAAAAGACAUUGUUUCUCCUCAAUGAACCACCCUGCCAUCAUGCCUUUGCCCCAUACUCACGUCCCUCCCUCAAGCCCUUGGGAUAAGGAAACUGGGCUUUCCUACCUCCCCAUCCCAUGUCACCAAAACAGGGCUGGACUUCUUGGGGGGGCUGUAACAUAUAUGUAUAUAUUGUAUAGAUUUGUCAUUUCUUACAUCCUCUCCAUACUUACAGAAGCACUUUUGUUUAUGUAAUGAGAGGAGGAAUGGAACUGUCUGCUUUUCUACUUCAGUCAUCCAACAAUACUCAGCAUUAGACUACAUCAGCAAAAGCACAUCUUUAUCAUUUCAAUACAGAAUGUAGUAAAUCAAAAAAUCUCAAGCUUUAUCAAUGUUACUAAUUUGGUACAUAUCCAGCUGUAGACAAACAUACACAAGUAUGGCUAACUGCCUUAAUCAAAAUCAAAUGCAAACGUAUACUGGGGACAUUCCCUUGACCAAAGAAGCAACAACAACUCUUACACUACAAAUGUUAAGUUCCAUCCCUCUUCCCGGACCCUACCUCUACCAACCCAUACUCUCCUCAACCAUCUCCAUUAUUUUGCAAAAGAUCACCAUCACCUUUAUUUUUCAAGCACUUGGUUUGUAUAUUACUGUGAUAUAUGAAUAUACGUAUCUUAUAUAAAUAUAUAUUUUACAAAGAAAAUUUGAAGAAAAUUUCAACAAAAAAUGUGACAAAUCUACAAUGGUAAAAGAGGAUUUGGAAAGUCACCAUUCUAUUAAUUAUCACAAUUACUGUACAGCCACAUUGUGUCUACUGUUGCUACAGUACCCAUUCAAAAUGAAACGCCUCUCUUUUGAUUGUUGAGCUUUAGCAUUAAUCACUUGUUAAUGCCCUGUUUACAGAGAAAUGGCCGUCCAGUUUGGAGAGCCAACAGCACUGAAUGGAGAACAUGUCGUUUCCUGAGGCAGGGGCCUCAUUAAAAUGUUUUGAUCAUUAAACUAAACCUUUAACCAGCCUUUAAAUGUAUGGUGGAAUAGCAUUCACCAGCUGCAGGCUAUAAGCCUAUAGUCAAUUUGAGCUUUAUCAACCAUAUCCCUUUGUUGUUACCAUUCACUGGCCCAAUGUAUUUAUUUCCCUGUUCUCUAUACGCCCAUCACUGCAGAAAAGCCCACAGGAACAUAGACUAUGAAUGUGUACAGACCAUCUAAAAUACAUACUGCAGCCCAGGUUUAACUCUAAUGCAGGCAUGGGAUGCCUGGGGGCAAAAGCAGCAGAGGAAUGGCUGUUCAAGUUAUAUUUAUGUAAACACAAAUUGAGCUCUGAGGAGUGAAAUGAAAUACAUUUUUGUGGUGUGACCAGGCAUUGACCACAUGGCCCUUGAGACUCUUAUUAAAGCCCAGAUAUGAGCUAAUUUAAUUAGGGAGGAAUAAAAGCUACUGUAAUAUCCAAACCUCUCUACAACUCCAAUUGGAACCAAGGUUGAUUUUUUUCUAAUUAAAUUUAAAGAGAUGGACAAUCUGUACUUUGUCAAUGAAAAUGGGGACUUCCCUUGUUUCCUGUGUGCCUCAGUUAUUCAUUUCAGGGGAUACUCAUCCCCUUCCAAUUGCAAUUCUCACAUCGGCGGUACUGAAUUGCCUGCACUGGAUCUGGAGGUUAAACAAGAGUCUAUGUACCAUGUUUGGCUUUUUGGCACUUGUGUAUAAAUGUAAAGUUCCCCUCCCUUGAACAACACUGUAAUGUUUAUUUCAUCGGAAAUCUUCUUUUUUUUGUCAAGGUGUUGUUCUGUUUUUCUCUCUACUGUGUCUUUCUCCUAUUGACUGUGAUGACAUGUAUUUGCCUCAUUCCUCCUCUCCCCCGACCUUUUUUCAAUGUGUAUUAAUCAGUAAUGUUUGUGGUUUUGCUGAUGGUUUUAUGAAAAAGACAAAAGGACAAAAAAACAGUCAAGGAUUGUGUGGUGUUUAGAGAUGGGUGGUGGUUGGUCUGGUUGGUCAAUACCAUCGCUUCCUUUUGACAUGAAUAUGUAUGUAAAGACACUAAUGUUCAUCAUGGAAGAUGGGAGCAUUUCAAGAUUGAAAAUGAAAUAAAAAAGAAUGUUGACCUCAA